Fusarium pseudograminearum CS3096 is the source of this 324-nucleotide messenger RNA. RefSeq lists its product as uncharacterized. Lineage: Eukaryota; Fungi; Ascomycota; Sordariomycetes; Hypocreales; Nectriaceae. The transcript has a single exon. The record is from RefSeq and is a predicted model, not a curated record. Bases 1 to 324 code for a protein of 107 amino acids.
AUGUCUGAUGCCCACGACAAGUAUGGGGAUGGCCAGCCCCUGAGCGAGGAGACCCGCGAGGAUCUCCGUCGCAUGACCCUCGGUCUCACUGACCAGAAGACCAUCGACACCCUUACCCGAGUUGGGAUGGUGGCCAAGUUCAGGCGACAGAGCUCGCGUAACUUUCACGAAGAUGACAAGGCCGAGAAGAAGACCGGAGGCCACCAGGAGAAGGCCACCGCCGAAACCGCCGAUGAGUAUGCCGUGAAGAAGCAUGUCUCCCAGGGCGAUGUCAAGAAUGGAGGCACCGAGUCCGACAAGGACAAGGACAAGAAGCAAGUCUGA